Molecule: messenger RNA, 1414 nt
Organism: Anopheles bellator
Lineage: Eukaryota; Metazoa; Arthropoda; Insecta; Diptera; Culicidae
Product: zinc finger protein 782
Exons: 2
Coding region: 1-1239 (412 amino acids)
Biological process (GO): regulation of transcription by RNA polymerase II
Cellular component (GO): nucleus
Molecular function (GO): RNA polymerase II cis-regulatory region sequence-specific DNA binding; DNA-binding transcription activator activity, RNA polymerase II-specific
Source: RefSeq, a predicted model, not a curated record
AUGACGUUUGCAAACGAAUCAACCGAUUCCCAAUCGGAAAAUUCACAACCAGUGCUGAGUGUGAAAUCGCCGGAAGUACUGUCUCAGGCCAGCGGAAGUGUCAAUCAACCCGCCGCGUCCGAGAAGAACGACCGAUACAAGUGCGAGUUUUGUGGCGAAUGUUUCCGCCGAAAGGACAGCCAUGAUCGGCACCGAUUUACGCACACCGGCGUGUACGAAUAUGCGUGCAGCGUUCCGGAAUGUGGUAAAGCGUACACGAAUCGUUCCCACUUGAAGCGCCAUGUCCGUGCGAACCAUACUCGUCCCUUGGCCGUGUUGAAGCAGAACACCGUUGACUGCGAGGACACGACGUGUAAGCUGAAGUUCAGCACAAAGCUGGCCAUGAAGCGCCAUUAUCAGACGAAGCACGUUCUCGGUAAACCGUACGCUUGUGAUCAAUGUGACGAGCGGUUCUGGCGCAAGUUGCAGCUAAAAUUUCACAAGUUCAAGCACACGGACCAGUACCCGCACCGGUGCGAGCAUUGCGAGAAGGGAUUCGUUGACCUAAAGUCUCUGCGGAACCACCGGUGUCACCACAAUCUGCGGUCAUGUGCUGAUUGUUCGAAAAAGUUCACAUAUUGGUCGGAGUUAGUGGCCCAUCGCCGAUUGGAACAUUCGAAGCGGUUCCGGUGCGAACACUGCCCCAAGGUGUUUCACACGAAGCGCUGCCUGAAGGCACACGCCCGCAGUCACAUCACAGAAGAUGAGAGCGAAAUGUUCGAGUGCCCCUAUGCCGGAUGCCCACGCUUUUACAGAUACGAGCGUAAUCUGUAUGCCCAUGUACGGUCCAAGCACGAGGGUGUUAAGAAGUACGUUUGCGAAGAACCCGGAUGUGGCAGGGUGUUGGCCACGAAGCAAAAACUGGAACUACAUCGUAAAUUACAUCAGUCCGCCUCGAGGUCAGUACCGCGUCCAGUGACGCAGGUAACAUCCGAGAUACCUCGUGCGCUCAUUCCAACUGCAGUUCCAUUGGACGAUGCCGGUCAUCCGAAAAUCGAUACGUCCGUUGUUGUGCAGUCCUGUACGAUUUCUGGAGCAAUGUCGAAAACGGUUUCUAGCAGUGCACUAACGUCGUCUAUGGAUUCCGCUUCUGAAUCGGAAGUGGAAAGCGGGGGUCGUGCCACGAGCAUUCUUACAUCGAACGUUCAACUUAUUCACCAACAAAUUGCUGCACUCCGUGCGGAAGCAUCCCGGUUUUAGUAUUUUUAGUUCCUGUAUGUAUUGCCGAACUUUUCAAAGCUAAACCGAUUUUAAAGGGAACAAGAAGAACUUGGCAGAUUCUUACCCUGCGAAUUGCCGAAUUGUAUUCAAAUGAAUUUUACACCAAAGGAUUAGCUUUUAAAGUAUAUUUUUAGAACUUAAAUAAAGAAUUCUA